AGCUCCGCGUCCUCUCCCAGGCACGGCCCCGGGCGCUCCAGGAUGGCCCCGCGCAAAGUUCGCAGGAAGCGAGAGAUGCUGCCGCAGCAAGUUGGCUUCGUGUGCGCGGUGCUGGCCCUGGUGUGCUGCGCGACCGGCGUCCUUGGCAGCUUGGGACAUAAAGCAGCGUCCGUCAGCAAACAUGCUCUUCCAGACACAUGGAAAAAUAGAAAGCUGAUGGCACCAGUGAAUGGGACUCAGACAGCUAAGAACUGCACAGACCCUGCGAUUCAUGAGUUCCCCACGGACCUGUUCUCCAACAAGGAGCGACAGCAUGGAGCUGUCCUGCUGCAUAUCCUCGGUGCUCUGUACAUGUUCUACGCCUUGGCCAUAGUGUGCGAUGACUUUUUUGUGCCGUCUCUAGAGAAGAUCUGUGAGAGACUCCAUCUGAGUGAAGAUGUGGCCGGAGCCACCUUCAUGGCUGCAGGAAGUUCGACACCCGAGCUCUUCGCCUCUGUUAUUGGUGUGUUCAUCACCCAUGGAGACGUCGGCGUCGGGACCAUUGUGGGCUCUGCUGUGUUCAACAUCCUGUGUAUAAUCGGCGUGUGUGGAUUAUUCGCGGGGCAGGUGGUCCGUCUGACAUGGUGGGCCGUGUGCCGGGACUCCGUGUACUACACUCUCUCUGUCAUCGUGCUCAUUGCUUUCAUAUACGAUGAAGAAAUUGUGUGGUGGGAAGGACUGGUGCUCAUCGUCUUAUACGUGUUUUACAUUCUGAUCAUGAAGUACAACGUGAAGAUGCAGGCCUUUUUCACCAUCAAACAAAAGACUGUUGCAAACGGCAACACGGUCAACAGUGAGCUGGAGGAUGGUAAUGAUUACUGUGAUAGUAGCUCUGAUGACCCCUCCGUGCCAUUGCUGGGGCCAGUGAAGGAGGAGCCGCAGUACAGCAAGAACCCAGUGGUGAUGGUGGACGAGGUCAUGAGCUCCAGCCCUCCCAAGUUCAGCUUCCCGGAGGCAGGCUUACGCGUGAUGAUCACCAAUAAGUUUGGUCCCAGGACCCGACUGCGGAUGGCCAGCAGGAUCAUCAUUAACGAGCGGCAGAGGCUGAUCAACUCGGCAAAUGGUGUGAGCAGCAAGCCGCUUCAAAAUGGGAGACACGACAACAUUGAGAACGGAAACGUCCCUGUGGAAAACCCUGAAGACCCUCCGCGGGAGCAGGAGCAACAGCCCCCGCCACUGCCACCACCCCCGGAGCCAGAGCCGGUCGAGGUUGCCUUCCUGUCCCCCUUCUCUGUGCCCGAGGCAAGAGGGGACAAAGCCAAGUGGGUGUUCACCUGGCCACUCAUCUUCCUCCUGUGCAUCACCAUCCCCAACUGCAGCAAGCCCCGCUGGGAGAAGUACUUCAUGGUCACGUUCAUCACGGCCACACUGUGGAUCGCUGUCUUCUCCUACCUAAUGGUGUGGCUGGUGACUAUCAUUGGGUACACACUGGGAAUCCCCGAUGUCAUCAUGGGCAUUACGUUCCUGGCAGCAGGCACGAGCGUCCCGGACUGCAUGGCCAGCUUAAUCGUGGCGAGACAAGGCCUUGGUGACAUGGCGGUGUCCAACACCAUAGGAAGCAACGUGUUCGACAUCCUGGUGGGACUCGGCAUACCAUGGGGCCUGCAGACCAUGGUCAUUAACUAUGGGUCCACGGUAAAGAUCAACAGCCGGGGCCUGGUCUACUCGGUGGUGUUGCUGCUGGGCUCUGUCGCCCUCACUGUCCUCGGCAUCCACGUGAACAAGUGGAGGCUCGACCGGAAGCUGGGCAUGUGCGUGCUGGCCCUGUACGCCGUCUUCCUCUGCUUCUCCAUCAUGAUCGAGUUUAACGUCUUCACCUUCGUCAACUUGCCCAUGUGCCGAGAGGACGACUAGAGCCGAGCCACCCUGAGCUGCCCUGGGCCCCGCUGACCUCCCUUCCACCCGCCCCAGCGUGAGUGUCUCCUGCCUCCGUGGUCCCGGCCGCUCUUCACGCGCGGACGGAAGAGCCAUGGUGGUCGCCGACUGGGCGCGAGCCGGGGCCUCCUCCCCCUCCUCGUCCUCGUCGUCGUCCUCCUCCUCCUCCUCCUCCUCCUCCUCCUCCUCUGUGUCCUCGGAGCCCUGCCCUCCCCACACAAGCAAGUUCCGGGGCUGCCGUCUGAGCAUCCUGGCAGGUCCCUGAGCUGGCGGCCCGGGGAGGCCCCUCGUGACACGUCAGUGAGGACUUCCUGUCACUGGGUGGCCAUCGGAGCUUGUGAGGUCCCGGGGCAGGUGCAAAGUGGGAAUGUGGUUCCGCAGCGUCGCCCCCAGGCUGGCGGGUACGGGUCCCUUAGACCGCGUGUCCUUCGUGGACCCUCCUGCCUCUGACCUCGGCAGGCAGCGCUGGGCCUCAACCUGCAGGCGAGAGGGCCCAAGGGCACAACACUCCACCCCUUUCUCUGGAGAAACUAAAAUGCAAAUAGCGUCUCAGCAGGAAAGAGAGAGCUUUCUCACCACUUUUAUCAAUGCGUUCAGAGAAUGAACAGUGAAAUGUUAAAAAUAAGAUGUCCUGGAGAUCAUCAUACUUGAAAAAGAAUCAUCCCAAAUGGAAAGGCUACGCUGGGCACCGAAGGAGAGCCCUCUUGGACACAAAAUCCCACAUGUAUCGUCGCGUUGCUCUGACGCUGAGCUCCUGGUUUGGGAUCCAGGAGAGCGUGCGCAACUCUCCCUGGAUGCUGAUUCAGGGACACGGUGGGGGUGGCAGGUGACAGCCGUCCCAGCCCUUCCCUGGGAGGCGGUGCAGUGUCCUGUGGGGCCUGUCUUUCCUCUAUUAAACGCUGUCCUCUCUAAACCGCUGUUGUGAGGCCCAGUUGUCCCAGUACCCAGCAGUGUUGUGGCCUGCCGGACUGACUGCAGGCCACAGGGUCGUGGUGGACGAUGAGAGAUGUUUCCUGAAAGGCAAACAGCUGCUCUCUGUUACCUGGAGGCGGGUCUGAGAACUGGAACUUGGCACUUUUAGAGCUAAACUUCUCGAGCCUUAGAGUUGGCUCCGUGUGAAGAGCCCAGCAUGGGAGGCAGAAUCAAAAAAGAGAGAGAAAAAUAUCCAACAAUUUUUCACCUGCUUCGUAGCUCUCAAAUCAAUAUUAAAAAGAUUUAUGAACACAAACCAUCCGUGGUUUCUAAAAAAGGAAGCACAAUUAGUUUUAUAUAGAGGUGGGGUUUUUUAAUUUUUUAAAUAUUUCUAUUGCAAAAGUCUAUUGGAUUUGAUGCACUUUUAAUAACUGGGAUAUUUUGCACAGAAGAAUGUACGGGAGAAGCCCCAGGUAGCGUGAGGGAAGAGAGCGUUGGCCGAUUGGCUGGUCAUGAAUGGUAUGUGAGGAGCAGGAAUGCAAUCGCUUUUUCCUUCCUGAAACAAAGGUCGUGACCCGAGGUGGGAUGCAGGCUGCGCUUGCCGAGGGCCUCCUGAAUUCAGAAGGAGGAAGUGAUCGCAUCCGAGGCAGGCGGCCUGGUCACCAGGCUUCCGCUCGGGAUCCACGUCAGUGUUAGUGGCUCCACCACACGGAGGCCCCUCUUGUUUCUCUAUCUGGACCAAGCUCAGUGGUCCCCCAGGUGGAGGCAGAGGUGAUGUUCCUGAGAAAUCAGCGAGGUGAGCGGGAGGCCAGGCCACCAGUGGGGCCAUCAGUGCAGAGUGGACACACGGGGACAUCAGAGCCCGGGCCUCGGCCUGGUCUCCCAGGCCCACCGGGGUUCCAAGCUGUGUCUGCUCCUCCUCAAUUCUCAGAAUGGCCCUGUGGUGUGAGGAGGGGUGAUCCUCCCUGUUUAACAGAAAGCACAGUCUUGACUAAGAGGAGGUGACCCCGGGUUAAUUGUCCGUGAGGUGCGGCACAAAAGCCAAGCCGCCAGCCGUCCCCCUCCCGGUCACCCAGGGCUGGGCCGUCCUCGGUGGGGGGGCGGGCGGGGACAGAGCUCUGCCCCGUGGGUGGUUCUCAUGGUUCAGGUCAAAACUGUGGUAGAUCUUACCUGACCCCUCGUGCCCUGGUGUGUGUCCUAAUGGCUGUCCCUCCCCAGCGCCCCUGGGGUUUUCCUGGUAAAGACCAAAAGAUGUUUUUGUCCUCUGAGCAUGGGCCGUGUGGUCCCCUGACGUCAUCCUUGCCGGGCGGGGUUCACUUCUCUGAGUCCUUGCAGAGCUUUUAGAGAACACCGAAUCCUGGCUCUUCCUCGGGAGAGUCUGUCCGAGGUGACACAGCGUCCUGCACCUGCAGUUUGAGGCUACAAAGUCGUGUUUCUAGUCCACGGAGCUCUCCUGCUGGCUGCUUCUCUUUUGACUGUGAUGUGCCAAUGCGACUUCCUUAAAGGGUCUAUGUAUUCAUUGUAUCCAGGAAACUCCAUAAACGCUGUAGGUGGAUGAUCCUCUUUUUAAACUAAACAUUUUUCCAUCACAAGUUGCAAGAAUUGCUUGAUUAAUUAGACCUUCAUUUUAAAAUAAUGGUUUUAUCACUACAUAGAAUUACUCCCUUUAUUUUAUUCCCAAGGCUGAUUAACAUGGGGCAAUCACUCUGCUUCAAAAAUAGGCAAUAAAAAAACAUAAGUAAGUCUAGCUCUUGCAAUUGGGAGCAAGAAAGAAACACGAAGAGCUGCAUGAUCAACAGUGUCUACAGAGUCGGGAGCAGGUGCUUCCUGUCCGUCCCUAGGUUGGAGUCGCCCUCAGCAGCUCGGGCACAGACUGGGCCAUUAGGUGCGUGGUGUCUGGAAACAUGGCCCUGGAGGCAGGUUCUGGGUCGAUGAGGGGAAGAACAGAUGGCCAGGGCACGGUGGGCAGGGCAGGGGACCGAUCCUGCCAAUGUCCGCGCAUCCCCCUGGUGCGCAACUCCCAGCUCAUUGAUGUUCCGCCCGGGUCUCGCUGCCACUGUCCCUCCACUGCUGUUACAGACCCAAAGAGGCCAUAGGGCAUAGCCCUCCCUGGUGCAGCGGGCACCUGGGGCGGUCCUGCAGAUCCCCACCCGGGGGCCUCCGGGCUGCCCAGGAGCCUGGGUCCCCAAGGAGAGGCUGCUGCUCUUGCCUUUUGAUGAGCUGCAGCUGGACCCCACUCAGGAGCACGGCCCCCGGGAUGCCCUCGGGAUGCCAGGUCCGCCCCGAACCAUGGUCUUGGAGGUGAGGGCAGCCCCUCACUACGCCCUUGCACCCUCCGGGCACUUCUCUCUCUCCUUGGGGCGGACAAGGAGUGGGUCUGCUCUGUGCCCCCCUGGGAAGGUAGGGGACCCUAGCACCCGCCGCAGAUGCUGCGCCCAAGCUCCCCUCCUUCCCCAGUGGUGUUCAGGCCGGAGGGGCACUGCCUGUGCUUGGGGACAGCCCCCUGCGGGUGGCAGGAGGGACACGGGGGCCCCCGCGGCUUGGGCUGCUGCUGGUCAGCAGCCGUGGGGUUCAUACGGGCUGAGGCCCCGACCCUGAGGGGGCACGGAGCCCGGGAUCCCUUCCAUCCCACCCCACACCCCCUCCUCCCCUCUGGCUGGACAGACGGCUGUGCUGCAUCCGUGACAGGCUCUCGAACAGUGCGGGAACUUGCCUGUCAGGGUGAGAAUCGUCAGGAUAUUGUCGUGAUUAAACACUCCCGGGUCUAAGGCCCCCUGAGCACGACUUCUGUGUGUCCCUCUCCGCUUGGGUCAGCAGCACAUGAGUCCAGGGCACCUGACAGGGUUGUGCCCCUAGAAACUUCCAGAAAUUUCUGAAAAUGCUCUGUGGGCAGUUCUCAGGUGGCAGGAAGUCCAUCAGCUCCCCCAGCACACCCCCGAAGGGCUGCCCCCCCGACCCCACUCUCCCCAUGUGGAUUCGGAGUGUCUGGACCCCCAGCAACUGUGGACAUGUGCUCCUGGGCCCUGUGGCUGGCCUUGGUGGGUCAGCGCCCAGAGAGGGGCUCCUGCGCGCCACACAGCUGCCCCCGGCAUGGGUCUUGCAAGGAGUGGGGCUGGAGGGCCUGCGGGGAAUCCACCCCUCCAACGCAGAGAGCAGCUGAACCAGGAGUCAGUGAGGGGGCUGGUGCAGGGUCCCCUCGUCCUGCUGUAGGAGACGUUCCCUGGGGGCACAGACCAGGGGCGUGGGUGUGGCUGCACUUGCUUCUGACCAGGGAUGCCUGACUGGGGUGCCUGAUGGCGACGGGCGGGGGGGGGGAGACCCCAGCCUGUCCCAAUACCGCCUAGCUGCC
Canis lupus familiaris (dog) is the source of this 6175-nucleotide messenger RNA. It is a transcript of the gene SLC24A4, whose product is annotated as solute carrier family 24 member 4. The record is from RefSeq and is a predicted model, not a curated record. NCBI's taxonomy places the organism in Eukaryota, Metazoa, Chordata, Mammalia, Carnivora, Canidae. Gene Ontology annotation, molecular function: calcium, potassium:sodium antiporter activity; calcium channel activity. The transcript is spliced from 17 exons. Gene Ontology annotation, cellular component: membrane. Gene Ontology annotation, biological process: calcium ion transmembrane transport; intracellular calcium ion homeostasis; sensory perception of smell. The coding region runs from base 43 to 1893 and encodes 616 amino acids.